Molecule: messenger RNA, 459 nt
Organism: Penaeus monodon (black tiger shrimp)
Lineage: Eukaryota; Metazoa; Arthropoda; Malacostraca; Decapoda; Penaeidae
Product: zinc finger protein 271-like
Exons: 3
Coding region: 1-459 (152 amino acids)
Biological process (GO): regulation of transcription by RNA polymerase II
Molecular function (GO): DNA-binding transcription factor activity; RNA polymerase II cis-regulatory region sequence-specific DNA binding
Source: RefSeq, a predicted model, not a curated record
AUGCAUACAGAGGAGAAACCAAACAGCUAUGAAUUUUACAAGUACAUCUCACAGAAGCAUAAUCUGGUGAAGAAUAUGAGAGUGCAUACAAAGAAGAAAACAUAUAGCUGUGACACUUGCAGUAAGAAAUUUUCUGAGAGAAGUUAUCUUGAAAAGCAAUACAAAUGUGAGAUUUGUAACAAGAACUUUUCGCAUAGAGGUAAUCUAGCGAGUCAUAGGAGAUUACACACAAAGAAAACAUACAGCUGUGAGAUUUGCAAUAAGGUCUUCUAUGUGAAAAAGAGAAACCAUAUCUGUGACAUUUGCAAUAAAGUUUUCUCAGAUAAAUCUACACAAAUAAAGCAUAUGAGAGUACAUAUGAAUGAGAAGCCAUAUAGCUGUGAAUUUUGCAAUAAGAACUUUGCUUUGAAAGUGGAUUUAGUAAAGCACAUGAAAGUACAUACAAAGGAUAAGCCAUAA